AUGCUGGAGGGCCGUCAGGCUGAUGUCUACGAGCGAAUCAAGUGGGAUGGCUGGGGCCUGCGGGACGUCGCAUUGUGGUACGACGAAGAAAAAAAUCUUGUCUUUCACUUGAAUGGGAAACCCAUGAAGGGACUCCUGCCAUUCAUCCAGGAGAAGGUUGUGCAUGGCACUGGUGAAAUGAGACUGGUAAAAUCACCGGGUAUUUCCGUGGAGGAGGCCGUCAAGCGACUUCAGCAGCCUUUCAUUAACCAAACAUUUCUGGAGGAGUUGCGGCAGGCCUUACAAAAGGACCAGAUUCGUCUUGACGGACAAAGCCGCCUUACGCACAUGGUUGGAAAAAACUAUCGAGAUCUCUGGCGGGCUCGAAAUGGCUUGUUUGACCGCGCACCUGACGCAAUAUGCCUGCCCAACAGACACGAGGACUGUGCAAAGAUUAUGGAGCUUGCUCACAAGCAUAAUGUGGUUCUUAUUCCUUUUGGUGGUGGAACAAGCGUUACAGGCGGUGUCGAGCCUACACCUUUUGAGACAAAGCGCAUGAUUGUUUCGGUUGAUAUGCGUCGAAUGGGACGCAUGUUGUCCAUUGAUAAGGAGUCCGGAUUGGCUGUAUUUGAGGCGGGUGUUUUGGGUCCUGAUAUGGACGAGCAGCUCCGACCUCAUGGCUUUAUGUUCGGCCAUGAUCCGGACAGCUAUACUCACUCGACUCUUGGUGGAUGGAUUGGUGCACGUGGUAGCGGUGCCAUGUCGAACAAGUAUGGCGAUAUAGAGAACAUGCUUCUUGCAAUGAAGGUAGCAACUCCUAUUGGCGUUGUGGAGACACCUGUUACUUCACGACCCUGUGGGGUGGAUCUCAAUGCCAUGUUCACUGGAUCGGAGGGGGCGUUUGGAAUUAUCACGGAGGCCACUGUUAAGAUUGAGCGUAUUCCUGAGGUGAGACAUUUUGAAGGUUGGAUGUUUCCUUCCUUCGAGGUUGCUUUUUCUGCCUUUCACACAUGCACGCGAAAGGGAGUUCAUCCUUGCACAAUGCGACUUUAUGACGAGGAAGAAACGCGUUUUAGCUUUGCGGCAAGUACAGACGAUAGCCUGAUUGGCUCACUUAUUAGCAAGGGCCUGAAAAAAUACCUGGAGAAAAUAAAACAGUGGGAUCUCCGGAAACUUUCUUUGGUCAUUGUUGGAUUUGAAGGGACGAAGGCUCAGACACGUUGCCAAAGAUCUGAGUUGUCAGUUAUCUUUAAGGAGUUUGGGGCAGUUUGUCUGGGAUCGAAGCCUGGAGUGUCUUGGAUGGAAAAAAAGUACGAUUUGCCUUAUCUUCGUGACUUGGCUCUUUCCCACUCGUUGUGGGCAGAUGUGUUUGAGACCAGUGUUUUGUACUGUGAUGCCAUUCGCUGCUGGCGCGCCGUGAAGGAGUCAUUUGCUAAUGUAAUGAAGGAAAACGGGAGGACCGGUUGGAUUGGAUGCCACAGCGCCCACCAAUAUCGCUUUGGCUGCUGUCUUUACUUUACUUUUAUUGGUGCCCAGCACGAUGAGAAUGACAUGAAGCUCUUUUUACAAAUCAAACAGCGUGCCAUGGAGGCAAUGCUAAGCCAUACCGGGAAUCUGACUCAUCACCAUGGGAUCGGCUACGAACACGUUCCGUGGAUGCAGCGUUACAACGGCAAAAUUGGGUUUGAAGCGAUCAUGCGGUUCAAGAACGCCCUUGACCCUAGGAACAUAUGCAACCCUGGCAAGCUGCUUCCGUCCCCCCGUGCUGAGGACGAGACAUUGGAGGCAGCUGAGGCUCGUCAACGCCGUGAGAUGAUGUUUGACAAGAUGGGAGUUCCAGGAGCGGUGCAGUCUCACCUGUAA
This is a messenger RNA of Trypanosoma cruzi, 1842 nucleotides long. Its product is annotated as alkyl-dihydroxyacetone phosphate synthase, putative. The record is from RefSeq and is a predicted model, not a curated record. The transcript has a single exon. Bases 1 to 1842 code for a protein of 613 amino acids. Lineage: Eukaryota; Euglenozoa; Kinetoplastea; Trypanosomatida; Trypanosomatidae. Gene Ontology annotation, molecular function: alkylglycerone-phosphate synthase activity; FAD binding. Gene Ontology annotation, biological process: lipid biosynthetic process.